AUGCUGGAGGAGAAGGCGGAGGCCCGCAGCUACUUCGAGGAGUCAAGCUCUAGCGCUCCAGGAGAUUUUGAGGCCUUGGGCCGUGAGCAGGCCAUAACCGAGGUUGACCGGGAAGUGGACAUCAAGCCGCCAGGCAAGCGUGCUUUUGUCAAGAGGAAGGCAAAGCGCAGCGUCAAACCCAAGGAUCCCGGAUUGGAGGAUGACAACGGAGGUGCAAAACUCACCGAGGACAAGUCCAGACGCCGCGCGUCGGAGCCUGCUGCUUCUGAGCCUUGGGCGAGCCCAGUUCCAGGCCAUUCUGCGCUGACUGCAGAGGCAGCACAGCUUCCGAUCAAGCCGCAAGAUGAAAGCUCCUCCAAGGAAGUGGCGCCCCUCUCAGAUGAGUGCAGCACAGAGGCGUCACCUGCUGGCGAGAACUUGAAUGAGAACCUGCUCCAGCUCUUCCAGGCAGAGAAAGUCCCGAAGCACUCUGUGCUAAAGACGCUGCUGCAGAGGAGAGCGGACCCAAACCAUCGUUUUAUCUCGCGCUUCAAGCUGCACAACGUGGAAUUCGCAGUUGGGCAUCGAGGUGACAUUCACCACUCCCGCUAUAGCAAGCAGGCUGGAGUUGGCGGCAAGGUGUGGAGCGGCGAUGCUCCCUUUGCCGCUUUGCCAUCAGAUAGCGUUGACAUGCUGACUUUGCUUGUUGAAAGCCACAGCGUAUCGCCAGACCUGGGCUCAACCGUAGGCGAGAAGAGGGGUGCUACGAUGUCUGCGCCUGAGCACCUUCGCUUUGCAGAUUUUUCGUCGACUGAUGCAGCCGAAGCUCUGCACAUCUCCCGCAGUGCUUUGGAGAGUUUCACUGACAACACGGCUUUGCACUAUACGCCCCUGCACGUGGCCGCAAGGGCUGGAAAUGAGAAAUGCUGCCAGCUGCUUUUGCAAGCUGCUGCAGACAUGAAUGGACGCUGCCAGGUGAAGAUAACUGAAUGCCAAGGAAGGAUUCUGCAUGGGGACUGGUAUUUCACGCCACUGGAUACUGCAAUCGAGAUGAGUCAGAUUGCGGUGGUGAAGCUGCUUUUGGCCCAGAAGGCUGAUCUAAUUCGGAGCAAACAGGAGGCGCCAGAGCACCUCACAUCCUCUCAGGAUAAGUUCCUCCGGGUGGAUAGAUACAACUACGCCUUGCAGAGCCUCCUGAGCAGCGGAAACAGCCGGGUCAUCUCUGAAGUGGCUGCCGCUCUUCAAGACACCCCUCAGCAAGUAGCUUGCUUGACGGUGGAGGACAUCGUGAGAUUCUUGAAGACACCAGGCAAUGCGCCAGUCAAUUUGAUGAAGGCACUCUUCUACCAGACGAGCCAAAUCAAGUACUGGAAGCCGGCUGAGCAAACGACUUUUCGAGGGGCAGGCAAGUAUGAUGAGUACUUCCGUCCGGAGUACAUCAUGAAUGUCAAGCAGAGCGACACCCGAGUGUACGCCCAAUCAGCCAACAUUCGCAAGAUCCUGGUGUAUGGUAAGGUCCAGCAUGUCAUCAACUUCACUGAAGGGCCUUCGAGGGAUGAUGUGGACAAACACUGGAAAGAUCGAAGAGUGCUGCGGGAUCAGAUUCCGCAAUUCGUUCAGAGGGUUGCCCCUCAGCCGCAGAAGGCAUCGGCUUGUUCCAGCUUUGCAAGCCUUUUCCGGGAGAGUGUGUACUUACCCGUCAACUUCUUUGCCUGUCUUGUGGCCAACUUGCACCAAAGUGAGGAUGUCUUGCUUGCUAUUGCAAGCUGUCCCAAUCAGGAAAUCUUCCGGCUGCGUGAGUGUGAAGCAAUAGUGUCCUUCAAUUGGACGACAGUCAGAUACAUUCACCUCAUGGACUUGGCCAUCCAGGCAGCUACGUCGCUGUUGCUACUGUUCAGCAUCUCAACGUUGCGUGAUGAGGCGCCAGAGUGGUGUGCCAACCUUCCCUGGUUUGCUUUGACGGGUCUCCCUUUCGUGAUGGUCACCGUCAUCAUGAGGUUCUGCGAGGUGCUCGGCAAUAAAAUGAGGGAACUCUGGGAGAUCUACACAGAGGCUGUGGAGCUGAUCCUGGCGAUAGCCACGAUGGUCUUGUUUAUUAUCUUCAUGAUCCCGCCGAGCAGCGGGGUGCUGACAUGCGCGGAUCGAGGGGUGGUGGAUCACCUUUCAAUGCGGGCAGCAAUAAUUGUAGUCAGCUCUUUGCGACUGAUGCACAACAUCGACAUGCUGAGGCUAGCAUUCUCGGAGGUGAACAUGAUCGUGACUCCAAUCAUCUCUGCUUUAGCUCGGUCCCUUCCGUUUUGUAUAGCCGUGAUCUACUUCGCUUUCAUCAUGUGGCAAGCGUACUGGACUCUGGAUGUGGAAGAGUGGCAGAAUGGCUGGAAGGCAAUCAUCAUCGCUUGGCGCUUCGCGGUCUUGGGUGACUUCGAGGUUGAUGAGCUGGAAGGUCAAGAAGGCACCUGGCACGAGGCCGCUGGAGGAGCAAUGCUGACCUACGAGGAUCCCGAGCUCACUGACAAUUCUACAGUAGUGCGCGGAGUCUUCAUUGUGCUCUGUGGAAUGAUGUUCCCCGUGCUCAUCAUGAACAUUUUGAUCUCGGUCCUCAGUGUUUGGCUGGACUUCGCGAUCAAAAAUGUAUGGUUGGACUUCCAGCGGGCAAGAGCCAGGAGGGUGCUGAAGUACAAGGCGCUGAUCAGACUGACGUGUAGAUGCCAUAAGCGAAAGGAUACCUCUGCUCCGGAUGCCCCCCAAGAUGCGAAAGCAAACGCGCUGUACAUUUGGUUUUCUGCUCCUAAGGAGGAGGAGAUUCUGGAAAAUGAUGUUGCGCCUGGACUCAACCUGAAGUUCAAGGAAGCCGCCGAAGGCGAUCAAAGAAUUGAGUCAAGGCUCAUAGGCUUGGAACGGAGCAUCCAGAUACUUGUUGACAGCACCACUCGGAACGAUCGUCGCCGCGCCAAGAACACGUUUGAGAAAGCGUUCAGUUCGCCGAAGGAGUUGAACAACGCCUAG
Symbiodinium pilosum is the source of this 2985-nucleotide messenger RNA. The record is from the annotation of a GenBank genome assembly. NCBI's taxonomy places the organism in Eukaryota, Dinophyceae, Suessiales, Symbiodiniaceae.